AAACACACGCUUCCUUAGUUGGCGCGAUCAAUCACACACCGGUUCGGAGCUACGACACGGGGUAUAAUCGUCUGUACAUAAAAUUUGUCUCUUCCGCAACUCCAUAGAGUUCUUUCAUGCCGACCAAUCCCUAAAUUCUCACCUACAGUAAUUAAUUACUUUUUGUGGACUUCUAAUGUUUUUUUUUUUUUCUUCUUUUCUCGAGAAAUAUCGAAACUGAGAAAACAAUUACUCGAGAGUAUCCAACCUUGGAAUUCGCUGUGUCGUCAAAUUUGAUUUCUUUCCUAUUGUCGUCAUCUUCUUCCGAUGCCAGAGAAAGUAGUGAUUCCGUCUCCGGCGCUGAGUCAUCUUCAUCAAUGGAGCUUAGGCGCUCUAACAUCACUCGUCUUCUUCAUAAUGGUUGUCGUAUGGAGCAUUGACGGUUGUACACUCAAAAGCUUCAUCGAAUCGUGGAGAUUCAACUCUUACUCCAUGCGACUCACUUCUCCUGCUUCACUGAAACCAAAACCUCAUCCUCUUGUUCUGGAUCCGACCCGGGUGAAGCUUUCCUGGAUCUCCGUCGAGCAAGAGCAGAACUUCACGGCGAAUUUUCUCAGAAACUGGUUGGCUCCGGGAGGAGAGAAGUGCAGAGAAGCAGAAACUGUCGAGAUUCAAGUUCCGGGAAUCGACGGGAUGGAUUUAGUUGAGUUAACGGCUGGUAAGAUUCACGAUUUCAGAUUUCAGUCUUUAGACGUUUAUGGGAAACGAGUUUGUAUCAGUGGAGAUUACUUCGAGACUGAUCUCUCCGGCGAAAACUGGAAAUCGAGACCACCGGUGAAAGAUUUAGGAAACGGAACUUACUCUUUAUCUCUUCAGGUUCAUCCUGAUUUCGCCGGAGAUUACAAUCUCACCGUUGUUUUGCUCUUUCGUCACUUUCAAGGUCUUAAACUAAGCCCCGCGCGUUUCGCUUUCGAUAGAAAGCUACGUAGUUUCAGAUUACGGUUUAUCAAGAAACCUGACGUUGUUUUGCCGGAGCUUCGAAGAUGUGUUCGGUCUGAUUUCGGCAGAGACGUUUGGUCUGGUCGGUGGGUUAGGCUUGGUAAGAACGAGGAAUGCGAAAUCAGCAACGACGGACGGUACCGUUGCUUACCGGCUAAUUUCCCUUGCCGGAGACCAUGGUGUGGUGGAGCUUUAGCUGACUUAGAGAGCAAUGGUUGGGUUUACUCCAGCCAUUGCUCGUUUAAGCUCUUCUCAGGCGAAUCAGCUUGGGAUUGUUUGAAGAACAAAUGGAUCUUCUUCUGGGGAGAUUCCAACCAUGUUGAUUCGAUUAGAAACUUGUUGAAUUUUGUUUUGGGUCAUCCGGAGAUUAGGGCUGUGCCGAGGAGGUUUGAUUUGAAGUUCUCGAAUCCGAAGAACUCGUCCGAAACAGUGAGGAUCACGAGUAUCUUCAAUGGACACUGGAACGAGACUCAAAACUAUCAAGGUCUUGAUUCACUUAAAGAUGAGGCCUUUAGAGAAUUGCUUAAAAGCUACUUCGUAGAAGAGACCGGUGUACGAGACUUAAUGAUCGUUAACUCGGGUCUACACGACGGCGUUCACUGGUCUAACCUUAGAGCGUUCACAAAAGGAGCAGAAACCGCGGCUGCCUUUUGGAGAAGCGUUUUCGACUCGGUGAAAGCUCGCGGAUUCCGCCCGCCUGAAGUGAUUUUUAGGAACACUAUUGCCACAGGCGGUUACGCGAGGUUGCUUGCGUUUAACCCGAGCAAGAUUGAAGUGUACAAUGGUGUGUUUUUGGAGAAAAUGAAGGAACUAGGAUUAGUCUCGGGUGUGAUUGAUAACUUGGAUAUGACUUAUCCGUGGCACUUUGAUAACCGGUGUAACGAUGGGGUUCACUACGGGAGAGCUCCAGCAAAGAUGCGGUGGAGAGAUGGCGAGAUUGGGCAUCAGUACUUUGUGGAUCUCAUGCUUGUUCAUGUCUUGCUAAAUGCAGUUUGUGUAAGAUAAAAAGAGUAGAGUAGAGAGAGCUGUUUUAAGUUUUAGGAGCCUAGGAGAUUCUUUUAUUUCUCUUCUCUAGACUUUCUUGAUUAUGUUGUAUAAAUACAUUUGGUAUGUUAGUCAAAGCCGAAAUACAAAAAUAAUCCGUUUACACACCAAUUUUUUUUUA
Messenger RNA from Capsella rubella, 2143 nucleotides. RefSeq lists its product as uncharacterized. Lineage: Eukaryota; Viridiplantae; Streptophyta; Magnoliopsida; Brassicales; Brassicaceae. Bases 307 to 1983 code for a protein of 558 amino acids. The transcript has a single exon. The record is from RefSeq and is a predicted model, not a curated record.